Messenger RNA from Stegodyphus dumicola, 2874 nucleotides. RefSeq names its product myotubularin-related protein 10. Gene Ontology annotation, cellular component: membrane; cytoplasm. Gene Ontology annotation, biological process: phosphatidylinositol dephosphorylation. The record is from RefSeq and is a predicted model, not a curated record. Lineage: Eukaryota; Metazoa; Arthropoda; Arachnida; Araneae; Eresidae.
CCAGAAUCAUUUGUGGUGCCUUCAAUUUUGCUUGAUAUGAAUUUAAGUAAAACUGCUCCUCACUUUGCUGGUCACAGAGUUCCUACUUGGAGUUGGGGAUUACCGUCCGGUGCCUCAGUGGUUCGAAUGGCUGCUUUAGAUCCAAGUAUAUCAGAUAGUCGACAGAAAGAUGUAAUGAUUGAUGCCAUUAGCAGAGCAAGCCCUCGUCAGCUGCCUGUUCGUAUUUUCAAUUUGGAUGAGACUUGCCCUAGUUAUAGAGAUGUACAGAGUAGUUUCUUAAAACUAAAAGACCUUUGUGCAUUAAGUACACCUAAUGAAUUCUGGGAAACAGACAGUAAUUACCUCAGUAAACUGGACUCAACAAAAUGGCUUCAUCACAUUUCUUCAUGCCUGAAUAUUACUUUAGAAGCUACAAAGUGCAUUCUUGAAAAUACAACUGUCAUUUUCUCAGAACAUGAAGGAAGAGAUUUAAGUGCAAUCCUGUCAAGUCUUGUUCAAAUUAUUUUGGAUCCCUUGUAUCAUACUAUUACUGGGUUUGAACUGCUUAUUCAAAAAGAAUGGGUUGCUUUGGGUCAUCCAUUCACAGAAAGACAUCGUCUGAUAAGUGGAUGUGAAGGAGAAGAGCUGAAGAAAAUAAUUGGAAAUACGUUUUGUUUAACCCCACAAUUAUGCCACCAAAGCGAAGUGCUAUUGGUCGAUCUACAAAUCAAGCAAAAAGGAAAAGAGAAGAACGAGCUUCAGAAACAAGUGAGCAGAGAAAAAUUAGGCAAGAAAGAGAUCAAGAUCACAUUGCUCUUGCUCAAGCUUCAGAAACAAGUGAGCAGAGACAAGCUAGGCAAAAACGAGAUCGAGUUCACACUGCUCUUGCUCGAUCGUUAGAAACGAGUGAACAGAGGCAAGCAAGGCAGCAAAGGAAUCAAAUUUGCAGGACACAGACAAGACGAAUGAUACAUACUGAUUUGAAUUUAUGUGGUUUCAAUUGCAAUCCUCCUUACAAUUACAGUCUUCAUCCAAGUGUAAUUAUUGGGAAAAUGGAUUAAAAGUGUAUGUAUUGUGGUGCUCAAAAAUUUAAAAAUGAAACACCAGGUAUGUGUUGUGCAGGUGGAAAAAUAAAGUUAUCAGACUUGCGUUCACCACCUGAACCAUUAUUAACUUUAGUAUCAGGUGAAACAAGUCAAUCAAAAAAACUUUUGAAAAAUGUACGCAAGUACAAUUCAUGCUUCCAAAUGACAUCAUUCGGAGCAACGAAAAUUGUUAGCGCAAAUUAUAUGCCAACAUAUAAAGUACAAGGGCAAAUUUAUCACCAUGUUGGAUCACUACUGCCCUUGCCAAAUGCUGAUCACAGAUAUCUUCAUAUAUUUUAUGGGAAAUACUGAUGAACAAAUCAACAGACGGUGUCAACUGAAUAUGAGUACUAAACGAGAGAUUGUCGCUGAAUUACAAAAUUUGUUUGAACAACAUAAUGAAUUAAUUAAAUUAUUUAAAACCGCCAUUGAACAAAUGCCAUCUGAUGAUUAUAAAGGCAGAUAAAACACCUAUUGGUCAACAUCGAAUACUAUUCAACACACCAACAAUCGAUGAAGUGACAAUUGCCAUAGUUGGUGAAUUUAAUUCUCGCGAUAUCAUUCUUCAUCGUAGAAAUGGUGAUGUCCAGCAAGUAUCAGAAACGUAUCAUUCAUAUGAUGCAUUACAAUAUCCCAUUCUAUUUUGGCAAGGAGAGGAUGAAUAUCAUUUUAAUAUUAAUAUGAGAAAUCCUACAACUAAUGUGGACAUUAACAAAAAAGGUCAGUGCUAUGAAUUAUUAUGCAUAUCGAACGAUGAUUUGUGAGAAUGCUGAUAAUCAUAUAUUGAGAAAUGUAGACAAUUAUUUCAUCAAUACAUUGUUGACAUCUAUGCAAAAAUAGAAAAUGAGAGACUCCUCUACAUACGACUAAAUCAAGUGAAAUUGCAUUCUGAAGAGUACAUCCAUUUGCAUCAUGCAGUUCUAAAUGAUGGCAAUCUCAGUGAAUUAGGGAAAAUGAUCAUUUUACCAUCCACAUUUACAGGCAUCCUAAGACACAUGCAUGAAUAUGCACAAGAUGCAAUGACGUACGUUUGUGCAUAUGGUUGUCCAGAUUUUUUCAUCAAAUUUACAUGCAACCCAGCAUGGGAUGAAAUAAAGGAGCUUUGAUUAACUGGACAAUCACCAUGAGAUCGUCGUGAUAUUUCUGCACGUGUAUUUAAACAAAAAUUAAAAUCUUUAAUAGUUUUUAUUGUCAAACACCAUGUAUUUGGAGAGAUGCACUGUUGGAUGUAUUCCAUUGAAUGGCAAAAAAGAGGUUUACCACAUGCGCAUAUUUUAAUAUUGAUGAUGGAAAAGAUAACACCAAACAGAAUUGAUGAAAUCAUCUGUGCAGCAAUACCAGACAUUGAAAUUGAUAAAGACUUGCACAAUAUUGUCUAAAAAAAUAUGAUUCAUGGUCCAUGUGGCUAGCUAAAUAAUAAUUCACCAUGUGUGUCAGAUGGAAAGUGCACAAAGCAGUAUCCUAGAGACUUUCUUGCUGAAACUAUUACAAGCAAUGAUGGAUAUCCACUCUAUUGACGAUGAUCUACCAAAGAUGGUGGAAAAUCCAUUAAACUAAAAGUACUCAAGAAUACUAUUGAUGUUGAUAAUCAUUGGGUAGUUCCAUAUUCUCCAUUACUGCUAAAAACGUAUAAUGCACACAUAAAUGUUGAGUACUGCAAUUCAGUGAAAGCUAUAAAAUAUAUUUGCAAAUAUGUGAACAAAGAAAGCGAUAUGGCAGUGUUUGGAGUGGAAAAUACAACUGCAUCUAACGAUGAAGUCACCCAAUAUCAACUGGGACGCUACAUAAGUAGCAGUGAGGCUGUAUGGCG